This is a messenger RNA of Wyeomyia smithii (pitcher-plant mosquito), 1346 nucleotides long. RefSeq lists its product as uncharacterized. The transcript has 6 exons. Lineage: Eukaryota; Metazoa; Arthropoda; Insecta; Diptera; Culicidae. The record is from RefSeq and is a predicted model, not a curated record. The coding region runs from base 32 to 1279 and encodes 415 amino acids.
CCACUCGAAUAGCAACCGCAAACACCGAAAAAUGUCCGAACUAAGCAAGUGCUUCUACGAGGCGACCGCCGGCAAGACCUGCCGUGACCUUUGCCAUCCCGAAUAUGCCUCCUGCUGGAUUUCGUUCGUCGAAAGUGCGCGACUCUUGCUGCCGGGGAGCUUCAAGCUGUAUCUACCUUAUCUGGUGAUUCCGGCUAUCAUCAAGGGUGGAGGAUAUACGCGCAAGUACUGGCGGGAUAGCAUUCUGGGAUAUUGCGAUUUGUCCUUCAAGACCUACGUGGUUGCCGUCUGUGGACUGACUUUUCAGUGUGUGUUCUACAAGUUGUUUGGUGAACUAAAAUAUUACUGGGUGAUGUUUUUUCCGGGAUUGUUCAGCACUAUAUUGUCACCAAAGAUGUCCAAGGUACAUCAAAGAUUGCAAGGAAUAACCUAUUUCAAUAUGAUGCUCGAGGCUUUGAUAAAACAAACUAAUUUAAGCUUGGUGGUGGCGUUACGGGACUCGAAGCUGCUGGGAACACUUUUGUUUAUGAUUUUCAACGCCCGAAUUCUGGAUAUUCUGCAGAGGGUUCCGGUGAACCAUUUCUGGUUUGCCUAUCCUGUGAAAAUAAAGAAGGGUGAUGUCAACUCGGAGGAUGACAGUCGAGUGUUGGGCACGAUCUUCCCCAGUGCUCAUAAAGCUUGCUCCCAUGAAAGAUCUUGCGAUAUGCAUAUUUUGGAUGGUUUCCUAAAAUAUUCUCUGACAGGUUUCAUCAUUGAGCUUGCUAGGUUCUUUUUCAAUAAAUUUCCCGUACUGAUGAAGGAACCGCGCAAGUUUUUGCCGGAAGCACGCCGCAGUCUUAGCAUGCAGCUGAUGUUCUUCUUCGGGUCCUAUAUUGGUGCCUAUCGGUUGAUAGGCUGCCUGCUUUGUCGGCACUUCGGAGAAGAUCGGCCAAUAAACAACCAGAUUGCCGGCUUUUUGGGAGGCCUACCGUACUUGAUCUACCCCAAGUACCAGGUGCUUACCUUAGCUUUCACCAAGUUUAUUGAGGUUGAAUGGGACUACUAUUUCAAAACGGCCAAGAAAAUUCCCGGUUGGAUGAGGCAAUUGGAUCGACUUCCGUACCUCCGCAUCGUACUGAUCCUGGGUAUCGCCUACUUGUACCACACGAUCGUCUUCUAUCCGCAUCUUUCGCCUUCGUUCAACCGAAAGGUAAUCAACUACUGUUCGGGCAACCGCGUCGAACGAUUGAGGCGACGUCUGACCGGUUGGAUGCUCCAAAACGAAUGGAACAAAGCUUGAAUUAAUAAUUAUGGAAAUAUAUUUUCGUUCUGUACUAAACCCGACUUCGGGCGUUGAGAGGCACCAA